UAUCAUCAUUUUGUUUGAACAUGUUCAAUUGAUAUUGAUUGUACAACAUGCUUAUUCAACUUGUACUCUAUAAAUACUUAAUACAAAAGAUUUUUGUUUGGUGAGAUGAUGAUAAAUUAUUCGUGAAAAAUGAUCUCUCCGGCACACUCUUACUAAAAGCAAACGGGGGUAUACGAAGAUUACAAAGACAUUUUUGGGAGAGUGAACAAAAUAAUAAAUAACCAGAUAACGCCAUUGCUUGAAUAUCGAUGCGUCUCUCACACGACUACAUUCUACUAUUUGUUGUUUUCAUACUCCUCUGCAUCACGGCCAUAGCAUUCGACGAUUUCGCAGUUGACGUUGACGAUUUUCCACGGCAUCACCGAUAUUCUUACCUCUAUUCGAGAAUUUUUGGCAUAUUGCGCGCUGGUGGACGGGCGAUACGUGAAUUGAAGAACUUCGACAAUGGAUAUCUACGAGAAAACAUUUGUGAAUCCUGGAUCCCAUUCAAUCUAUUCCAGUCAAAACCAUAGCAGCCCGCAAAUAUGUAACUUUUGUGGUCAUUCAUUAACCGAUAACCUUAAUACACGUCCUAUACCGUUGUAUCCAUUGCUCACCCACGGAAGCAACAGUUACAGGAAUCGUUCGUCGCAUUUGCGUUCCAGGUCACGUUCGUAUUUUAGCGAUCGCCGACGCAGUAAUCGCUACAAUACAGCGUAUUCGCGCUCCAGGUCACGUUCGUAUUCUAUUGAUCGCCGACGCAGUAAUCGCCGCAGUACGGCGUAUUCGCGCUACAGAUCACUUCCGCGUUCUAGUGAUCACAACCGUUCGUAUUCGUGCUCCAGUUCACUUUCGUAUUCUAGCUAUAGCCAAAGCAGUAAUCACAGCCGCUCUCAAGACAGAUCCAAUGACAAGACUAAUAGAAAAUGUCUGGGUAUAUUUGGUCUAGAUCCUUACACUAAAGAAAGUCACCUCUACAAAAUAUUUGAAAAAUAUGGUUCCAUUGAUAAAAUCGUUAUUAUUUUGCAUCCUAAAACUGGAAAGUCUCGAGGUUUUGGUUUUAUGUAUUUCAAAAACCAUGAAGAUGCAAAGAAAGUUAUAGAAAAAUGUUCGGGCAUGGAAAUCUCUGGUCGAAAAGUUAAAAUUGAAUUUUCGAUUUCCCAACGUCCUCUUUAUUCAAAACCUGGCAUUGAUAUGGAUGAUCCUGGAAUUCAGAAAAGAAAAAGAGAUGCUGAAAGAAAAAGCACAUCAUCCAGAUCCAGAUCUUGCAGUAGCAAGAAGUCAAAAUCACAUUCUUCAUCACCACCACAUAUAAUGUAUUAUGCAUAAAUGAGCUGAAAUAUCAUCAACAGAAGAAUACUUCAUGAAGAAAUUCAAC
Melanaphis sacchari is the source of this 1357-nucleotide messenger RNA. RefSeq names its product transformer-2 protein homolog beta-like. The transcript is spliced from 9 exons. The record is from RefSeq and is a predicted model, not a curated record. Gene Ontology annotation, biological process: positive regulation of mRNA splicing, via spliceosome. Bases 445 to 1308 code for a protein of 287 amino acids. Gene Ontology annotation, molecular function: RNA binding. NCBI's taxonomy places the organism in Eukaryota, Metazoa, Arthropoda, Insecta, Hemiptera, Aphididae. Gene Ontology annotation, cellular component: spliceosomal complex.